GAAAAGAGGGGGGGGAUGCUGAUGCAGAGGUACUCAGCUGCUGCAAGGGCAUGGCAUUUUUCCCAGGCGCUCAUUCAUCGCUGCCAGGACCGACGCCCACGAAGCGGGUGACUAAGGCCAGCCGAUCAUAUUCCCUAAUCGCCAUUGGCCUCGACAGGCCCGGUCACGUUGGGGCCCAGACUGCUUUGCGUUAGACCGGAUUUCAGGUCCACCUUCAAAAGGCCGGUUGCUUUCUCCCCACAUCACUCGACCUGCUCCCUCUCCCCUUCUCCGUCCACACCUCUGCCUUCUAUCCCUUCUGCCGGUUGCUCUUCAUGCCUUCUCUCAGCGUCUCUGCAGACAAUUGUGGCACAUCACCUUCUGUUAAUGUCCGACACCUGUAUUGUGUGCUUAGGAGACCUUGGCGAAAGCGCCAGCGAUCCUCUUGCCAACGCCGCCGAGGCCGCGCCAAGACUUGACCUUGAGGCAGAGGGAAAGUCGACGGACUCCCUCAAGGCAGAAGGCGUAGAUGGCAGUGAGGACUCGGGUCAGAUCGCUCAACUUCUCCCUUGUGGGCAUAUCCUGCACAACAACUGCCUCAGACCCUGGGUCGAACGAGCCAACAGCUGUCCGAUAUGUCGUCGGAGUUUCAACGUCGUCGAGCUAAGUGACCGACCGGGAGGUCCCGUGAUAUCCUCUUAUGCCGUACAGGAUCGAACGCAGGUGGCAGAUGUCGACCCCUCAAUGAUUAUUGAAUAUAUAGACGAUGACUUUGCCGAUCACCAACCCUGUCCGAUCUGCGGCGAUGCAGAUAACGAGGAGCUCCUCCUCCUUUGUGAUGGGUGCGAUGCACCCUCUCACACAUACUGUGUCGGUCUUGAUUCCAUCCCGCCGGGCUCCUGGUACUGCGCACGGUGUACCCAGCGUCGUCGCGGACAGUCCCCUGAGACCGCCGAUCGGUCUUCUCGGACACAGGAGAGGCGGGGCCGUCGUACGAGGGCCCAGCAGCGCAUGCUGCAGAGCCGAAACCAGAUGAACUCGCUCGACUGGGCCCGUGUGUGGCAAUCUGUCUGGGAUCAUCUCAGUCUUGACUUGGACUUUCCCUUUGAUGAUGACAGGGUUGCUGAACGCGCCCGACAACAGCAACGUCGGGAGGAGGCCAAUCAGCGGGAGUUUCGAGCCUGGCAACGUCGCUUUGAAGUUGCGGAACGACAGGGUGGCAACAACCGGUUCCGAGACACUGCCGCUCUUCUGGAUAUCGAGGCACCUCGACCGUCGCGGCCCCGCGUACCGCGUGAACCUACACCUGAGCCCGAAUCUCUUGAGGAGAUGAGGGCUUGGAACGCUUUCGAGCGAGCUCGGGAAAUCGAAAACGACCCAAGUGCAGCCAGGAAACGCAAGGAACCUACAUUGUCACCAUCGCCCGAACCUACUGAACCCGAACGCAAGCUCAAACGGCCUCGGACACGAAGGGCUGAAGACCUAGCAGCUCGAGCCAUGCAGAAUGGCGAGUCGUCAAGAGCUGCUAGCGCGCAUGCAACUGCUCGGAUCAACGCUGAAAACUCGAGCGAACCAAGUUUUCUCCAAUCACUUCUGAAGGAGGUUGAAGAAUCGUCCAACCCCAAUGGAGUCCAGUCUCAUGGCGCCUCAGGUCAAUCUUCGAUUGCACCCACCGAUCAUCCGACGCCUGGGCCUUCCUCCCCUUCCAUCUCGCCUGCUCCCUCAAACCACUCCUCCCCGCGAUUAUCAUCUGUCACACCGCCACCAAACCUUAGAAGCAGGCCCAUGUCUCCACUACAACUCGGGUCGCCAACAGACCCAUCCUCUCCUCCCUUCUCACCGGACGUGUCCCCGGCUGGCUCUACUCGAAGUACCCAGGAUGAUCUACCAUCCCACUUUACUACAAUCCGGCUGAAUCGCCGUAUUCCUCGCUCCUUGACACGAUCGGCAUUGAACCGGUCGGACGACAGCUCGCCGGUUCGCCCCGGCUUGUCUCUCGACGUCAAGUCUGAUGUCCAGAGAUUGGUGGGAACAGCACUCAAACCCUAUUAUCGGUCGAGGAUCAUAUCCAAAGAUGAGUACACUGAUAUUAACAGAACCAUAUCUCGGAUGCUGUACGAGCGAGUAGGGGGUGUGGAAACUCUCGAGGCCGCUGCCAAGGCCACCCUAGAAGGGGUGGCCAAGGAGGAAGUCGAGAAAGCCGUUGAUGCGUUGAAGCAACGGAAGGAACUGAAUGACCAUGUCGAUGAGAGCUCUUGAUACAUAAUAGCGUCUUGCAUUUCCCGGCGUUUAGCAAUUCAUCCGGUUUGUGUGAAGGGAAAGAGUUUCUGGCGUUUGUAGCAACUCCCGUUCGGCGGGAACUCGACGGGAGGCUUGGAUACCCUUUCCGAAAUAUACUGCAGGUUGGGUGGCUGGUGUUGGGCACAGCAUACUGUAGCAUUGUCUUGCAUUUAUUAUAUACCUGAGUGAUACUACCAAUGCCAUUUUGCUGGGCCCGAUGGCUGGAACUGGGCCAGUCAGCUUGAUCUU
Aspergillus sclerotioniger CBS 115572 is the source of this 2508-nucleotide messenger RNA. Its product is annotated as putative PHD and RING finger domain protein. NCBI's taxonomy places the organism in Eukaryota, Fungi, Ascomycota, Eurotiomycetes, Eurotiales, Aspergillaceae. Bases 367 to 2238 code for a protein of 623 amino acids. The transcript is spliced from 2 exons. The record is from RefSeq and is a predicted model, not a curated record.